ACAUGGGAGUGACUUGCAAAAAAAGAUCAACAACAGCAGCCUAAGGGAAGUGUUCUGCCGCCAUAUAAUCAUAAUCUCAUGUUAAACGGAGUUCUCUUGUGAAAAGCGAAGUGCUCCAUGCAGCACGCGUGGGAAAGGAAAGUACACGAUUAAGUAACUCCGCUGCCAAGUUCUUGUUCCGUGUUGUCAAAUUCCGGCUUGCCCUUGGACACCACAUGGUUUGCAAAUGUAUAUAAACUAUGUCAAAACGUAGUGAGGAGGUGUUAGUACACCAAAACAUUUCAGCUCAAAGUCAACAUCUGCUACUAACUGUAGGGAAACGAGUCUGAAAACAGAGCAGCAGACAUGGAUGCUCAAGCUGUAAUCCUAAUUUCUCGAGCUGAUUGGGGAGCUACCAGCCCUCGGAGCACAAAGAAACUGAGAGAACCCGCAAAGAGAGUAGUUAUCCACCACACUGUCGUCCGGCCCGGUGACACUUCGCAAGACUGUGCCACAGUAGUGGCCCGUAUACAGAGGAUGCACAUGGAAGAGCGGCGCUUUGACGACAUCGGAUACAAUUUCCUGGUCGCACAAAAUGGAAUAGUGUAUGAGGGACGCGGAUGGGGCGUCAUGGGAGCGCACAGCAAAGGACAUAACCAGGACUCAGUCGGCAUCGCUUUCAUUGGCAACUUUAACAAUGAAGUUCCCUCCCCAGAAGCAUUGUCAUCUGUCAAAUUACUGCUAAAGCAGGGAAUAUCUCUGGGUUACCUGUGCUCCAGUUAUGCCAUCUUUGGACACAGAGACCUGGGCAGUACGGAGUGCCCUGGAAACAAACUUUAUCCUGAAAUACAACGUCUCAAGUCUUGACUGGGGACUGGGUCAUCUGAUAUUGUCCGAUUGCUCCACAAAUUUGCACUGGGAAUGGAAACACGAUACUGACAUUUUACUUUUACUUGAAUCUCUGAUGUCGGCUUGAUGUACGCUUUGUUCAUUACAGGUACAACAUGGCAAAGCCAUGAAAACGUAUAGGCUAUUAUCAUAUCAUAAGCUGUAAAGGAAAUAGGCCUACCUCAGUCUAGCAUUAGCCUACUUUGUGAUGUUUACUAAAAUAAA
Molecule: messenger RNA, 1092 nt
Organism: Engraulis encrasicolus (European anchovy)
Lineage: Eukaryota; Metazoa; Chordata; Actinopteri; Clupeiformes; Engraulidae
Gene: pglyrp5
Product: peptidoglycan recognition protein 5
Exons: 4
Coding region: 346-846 (166 amino acids)
Biological process (GO): innate immune response; peptidoglycan catabolic process
Molecular function (GO): zinc ion binding; N-acetylmuramoyl-L-alanine amidase activity; peptidoglycan binding
Source: RefSeq, a predicted model, not a curated record